AUGAAUCUUCUUCCUCCACCCGGGGAGCUUCUCGAAAAUCAUAAACUAAUUCAGAGCACAUUGUUUCCUUGUCCUGAAAAGCUACUUGACCUUGCAAUUGAGAGCCACAUCGCAUAUUUGGAGGAAGAAUCCCUCCUCGAGCGCGACGAUUCAUUCUUCAUCGCCGAUUUGGGCCAGGUCGCUCGCCAACACCGGGCCUGGAGGCAGGUUCUACCUGAAGUGCAUCCAUAUUAUGCGGUAAAAUGCAAUUCGGAUCCCACGUUGCUCAAAUGCCUCGCUGAUCUAGGUACCGGCUUUGACUGCGCAUCUGUGGAAGAGAUGCGUAUUGUUUUGAGUCUCGGCGUGGAUCCAUCUUUAAUCCUCUUCGCCAACCCGUGCAAAUCUACUUCCGCUAUGAAUUUCGCACGUCGUGCAGGAGUGGUGAUGACAACUUUUGACAACAUUGACGAAUUAGAAAAGGUAAAAUUGCAUAUGCCAGAUGCAGCACUUUUAUUGCGCAUUCACGCGAACGAUGAUGGUGCCUUGAUUUGUUUCGGUGAAAAAUUCGGUGCUCACUUGGAUAUAACCGAAACGCUCAUUUCGCGGGCAUGGGACCUACAAUUAAGCAUUGUUGGUGUUAGCUUUCACGUUGGUACGGGGGCUUCUAAUCCACAAGCCUUCUGUCAAGCCAUCAAAGAUGCUCGCCAUGUAUUUGGCCUCGCUGAGAACCAAGGAUUUAAUCCGACAAUUCUUGAUAUUGGUGGUGGAUUUCAAGAUACACACUUCAGUUCUAUGGCUCCAAUUGUUCGUGCUGCCAUUCAUAAAGAAUUUUCCUCUAAAGUGACGGUCAUUGCAGAGCCUGGGAGAUACUAUGCUCGCAGUGCCUAUACUAUCGUCUCCCAGAUUAUUGCACGACGGUGUCAAACCGGUACGUCGGCUUUAACGGGGUUUCCGAACAUGCUCUAUCAAAAUGAUGGAGUGUAUGGAAACUUCAUGAAUGUGAUCAUGGAAAAGGAAAUCAUGACUCCCCAAAAUGGGAAAGCCAGUGAUACGCUUCCAUUAGCCGUGAACCAUCGGUACUCUAUCUGGGGACCUACAUGCGAUAGCAUCGACUGUGUUGUACGAGACAUUUCAUUUGAUAGGGAUGUCAAGGUAGCAUAUACCUUGGCAACUGCGACACAGUUCAAUGGCUUCAACUGCUCUCGCAAGAUUCUCUAUGUGAACAGUGAGAUGACACCGGACAAUUGA
Penicillium macrosclerotiorum is the source of this 1227-nucleotide messenger RNA. Its product is annotated as type III PLP-dependent enzyme. Gene Ontology annotation, cellular component: cytoplasm. Lineage: Eukaryota; Fungi; Ascomycota; Eurotiomycetes; Eurotiales; Aspergillaceae. The record is from RefSeq and is a predicted model, not a curated record. Gene Ontology annotation, molecular function: ornithine decarboxylase activity. The transcript is spliced from 5 exons. Bases 1 to 1227 code for a protein of 408 amino acids.